Molecule: messenger RNA, 909 nt
Organism: Anopheles marshallii
Lineage: Eukaryota; Metazoa; Arthropoda; Insecta; Diptera; Culicidae
Gene: Cdk4
Product: cyclin-dependent kinase 6
Exons: 5
Coding region: 1-909 (302 amino acids)
Biological process (GO): signal transduction; regulation of gene expression; G1/S transition of mitotic cell cycle
Cellular component (GO): cyclin-dependent protein kinase holoenzyme complex; cytoplasm; nucleus
Molecular function (GO): ATP binding; cyclin binding; cyclin-dependent protein serine/threonine kinase activity
Source: RefSeq, a predicted model, not a curated record
AUGGCAACAAGCAACUACGAGGAGCUCGGAGUGAUUGGCACAGGGGCCUACGGUACCGUUUACCGGGCACGGGAUCUGAAGAAUUCCGGCACAAUCGUCGCACUAAAGAAGGUCCGUGUUGCACUAACCGAGGAUGGUGUGCCGAUGUCCACGUUACGGGAAAUUUUUAUGCUCAAACAGCUCGACACAUUCGGGCAUCCGAAUGUGGUAAAGCUCCUGGAUGUGUGUCAAGGGCCGCGAUUAGAACGCGAAGGACAGCUGGUACUGUUCCUGGUAUUUGAACAUCUCGAUCACGACCUGGAUGAGUACAUGAAGCGUUUGCCACCGAAGGGCAUGUCACCGAGCACGAUUCAGCGACUAUCGGGUGAAAUGCUUACCGGUAUCGACUUCCUGCACUCACACCGCAUCAUCCACCGGGACUUGAAGCCACAGAAUCUCCUCAUCUCGAGCGACGGUCACCUGAAAUUGGCCGACUUUGGUCUGGCGAAAACGUACGACUUUGAGAUGAAGCUAACGACAGUGGUGGUAACGCUGUGGUACCGGGCACCUGAGGUAUUGCUUGGCGAAGCGUACAACAGCUCGGUGGACAUCUGGAGUGCGGGAUGCAUCAUUGCGGAAAUGUUUCAACGGCAAGCCUUAUUCCCCGGGACGGCCGAAUGCAAUCAGCUGGAGAAAAUAUUUGAAUUAACCGGUCGCCCAACGGAAGCUCAGUGGCCGAAAGGGAUCUCGAUCGUGCGGGAAAAUUUUCGUCCCACGAAGCGGCGGGAACCGCGCGAGUUCUGCCCGAAGCUGUGUGAUAAUGCGAACGAUCUGCUAAGAAGCAUGCUCGCCUACAACCGACACGAACGGCCGUCCGCGAGACAGUGCCUUAAUCAUGCCUACUUCACACAGGAACCGAUGCCGACAUAA